This is a messenger RNA of Oxyura jamaicensis (ruddy duck), 1529 nucleotides long. It is a transcript of the gene ALDOB, whose product is annotated as aldolase, fructose-bisphosphate B. Gene Ontology annotation, cellular component: cytosol. Gene Ontology annotation, molecular function: fructose-bisphosphate aldolase activity; fructose-1-phosphate aldolase activity. NCBI's taxonomy places the organism in Eukaryota, Metazoa, Chordata, Aves, Anseriformes, Anatidae. The transcript is spliced from 9 exons. The record is from RefSeq and is a predicted model, not a curated record. Bases 46 to 1140 code for a protein of 364 amino acids. Gene Ontology annotation, biological process: fructose 1,6-bisphosphate metabolic process; glycolytic process.
AAGCUUGGGGCAACGGAGGCACUGUCCACAAACAAAUAGAUCACCAUGACUCACCAGUUUCCAGCACUGUCUCCAGAGCAGAAGAAAGCUCUUUCAGACAUUGCUCAGCGGAUUGUGGCUUCAGGAAAGGGGAUCCUAGCUGCAGAUGAAUCAGUGGGUACCAUGGGGAACAGGCUGCAGAGGAUCAAUGUGGAGAACACUGAGGAAAAUCGCCGUGCUUUUCGAGAGAUACUUUUCUCUUCUGAUACUUCCAUCAACCAGAGCAUUGGGGGAGUGAUACUUUUCCACGAGACUCUCUAUCAGAAAGACAGCAGUGGAAAGCCUUUUCCAGCUAUCAUCAAAGAAAAAGGCAUUGUGGUGGGAAUAAAACUGGAUAAAGGAACAUCACCACUAGCAGGAACAAACGGAGAAACCACCAUUGAAGGACUGGAUGGACUGUCUGAGCGCUGUGCCCAGUACAAGAAAGAUGGUGUUGACUUUGGCAAAUGGCGUGCAGUGUUGAAGAUCACCAGCACAACACCCUCUCAACUUGCCAUCCAAGAGAAUGCCAACGCACUGGCACGCUAUGCCAGCAUCUGCCAGCAGAAUGGCUUGGUGCCCAUUGUGGAACCAGAAGUUUUACCUGAUGGUGACCAUGAUCUCCAGCGCUGCCAGUAUGUCACAGAAAAGGUUCUGGCUGCUGUCUACAAGGCCUUGAACGAUCAUCAUGUCUACCUGGAGGGGACACUGCUGAAACCCAACAUGGUGACAGCCGGGCAUGCCUGCCCCAAGAAGUACACCCCUCAGGAUGUAGCUGCAGCAACUGUCACUACUCUCCUUCGCACCGUUCCUGCUGCUGUUCCUGGAAUCUGCUUCCUGUCUGGAGGUCAAAGUGAAGAGGAGGCUUCUCUCAACCUGAAUGCUAUGAAUCAGUCCUCUUUGCCUAAACCUUGGAAACUGACCUUUUCAUACGGAAGGGCUCUGCAGGCUUCUGCCCUGGCAGUGUGGCUGGGCAAAUCGGAGAACAAGAAGGCUGCACAGGAGGCUUUCCGCAAGCGGGCGCAGAUUAAUAGUUUAGCAUGCAGAGGACAGUAUGUUGUGUCUGGGAAGACUGAUGCAGCUGCUACACAGUCGCUUUUCACUGCCAGCUACACCUAUUGAAAGCACAGGAAUCUGCUUUUGUCCUGUCCUGCUUUAUAAGGUGAAAGGUGCUCAGAAAGGAAAGAAAAACAAAGAAGCCUAAUUUUCCUUACCCUGAACAAAACUGGAAAUGGAUUAGCUUACUCGUCUAGCCUUGACUUUCACAAUUUACAGAGGGGAUAUUCUUUUUUCAUCUACACAUUCUAAAAAUGAAGAAUUAUUUCCAUAGAAUAAACAAUAACUAACACUGAAUCACAAAUACGCUCUCCCUUUGGUUUAAACUUAGUCCCUAGAGUAGUAGGCAUAUUAAGUAGUUACCACUAGAUACCCUUGCCCAUUAUCAGAUUUUUGCCGCCAAAAUCUUAAAACCUGUCUUUAAUCAUGUGAAUAAAACAGUAAUUCAAAACCAA